UUUUGAGUACACAAUUAUUAUUUCUAUCUAAACAUUGUAUACAUGUACAUGUAGAGAUGGUGACGCCACAGUGAUUCUCCUUGACUUUUGAAAGCCAGAGCUUCUGUCGCUCCUCUUCCUGAGUCCUCGUAGUCUCCACAGAGCCAGUAUAGUAGAAGGUCUUCUCCUGUCUCAUUCAGUCCUUGGUGCCACUCAAGCAGGAGGUGGAGCUUGACAGGCAGCACAUCAGAAACAAUCUGUCAACAACAGCUUUUAAACUCUUGAUUGUUGCUGCUUGACAACAUCUGCUUGUUCCAGUAUUAGCUAUGCAGAUCUUCAUGUUAGUGGUUUUAUUCACUGGGUUUACUGGUGACAGUCAUCAGCAAACCAUCCACUCAAUCCAGGGCAGUCCAGUCCAGGCUCUACAAGGAGACGACGUGACUCUCUCCUGCAACUACUCUUCAGCAACAGACUUCUUCUGGUAUCGGCAGUACCCCAGCUCACCUCCCCAGUUCCUAAUCAAAGAUUACAUGGAGCUAUCUGGAUUUACCUUGAAAAAGGACAGUGAUAAAAAAAUGUUCCAUCUGGAGAUCUCCGCUGCUGCCGUGACAGACUCUGCUCUGUACUACUGUGCUGUGCAGCCCACAGUGACAGGAAACACAGACUCCCUGUACAAAAACCUGACAAGGAACUUGAAGAGCAUUUGUCAUUACCUUAAACUGUGGUUCAGGGGAGGCGCAUCUGGAGAGGUGAAUUCACACCAGGAGUCUAGGAGCGAUUAUUUCUUCUGGUACCGUCAGUAUCCUGUAGAACCUCCACAGUUCCUGCUGUACAUCUCAGGGCUUGGUAUCAACAGGACAGCUGAGUCUCUUGGUUCAGACAAAAGGUUUUCCACUGAACUGACUGAAGAGAAGACUGGAGUGGAUCUGAAGAUCUCCUCUGUUGCAAGUGUAAAGGAGAAGACAGAGUGA
This is a messenger RNA of Gadus chalcogrammus (walleye pollock), 950 nucleotides long. RefSeq lists its product as uncharacterized. The transcript has 4 exons. NCBI's taxonomy places the organism in Eukaryota, Metazoa, Chordata, Actinopteri, Gadiformes, Gadidae. The record is from RefSeq and is a predicted model, not a curated record. Bases 306 to 950 code for a protein of 214 amino acids.